ACUCACAAACAAAUAAGUCAAUCACAAAUAUAGCUCUCUAAAAGCAAGAUACACAAAAUAUUUAAACAUUUUCAUUAUUUAAACAAUAUUUAAAUAAUUAUGGAUCACAUUACCAAGCGUUAUAGUGUUUCACCUAUCCUCCAACAUCAUUUAUCAACUUAUACAACACUAUGGGUGAAAUUCUCCAAGCCCCAACAUGUCACCUUCGCCGGCCGAGACACAAUCUGCUUAACAAAUGGCUGUCAAAUCCUCGUCCAUAAUUUAUCCACGCGUACCGAGCAAAUAAUCAACGCAAAUAAUGAACAAUUGGGUGAUGGUGUUUCUUGUGUUGGUGGACAUAAGACGCAUCCUUUAUUAGCAUAUGCGGAACGCCGUGAAUCGCCACGAGUGUUUCUAGUGCGCACCAAUGACUUAAUCUACGCGCCUGGGUUGAAAUGCAACUUUAUUGAUAUCUCAGCGUUGACAUUUUCGGAUAGUGAGUUGUUGUUUGGGCUCAGUGGGUAUCCGGAGUGUUCUUUGGUUGUGUGGAAGUGGAGGACUGGGGAGAUUAUGAGUGAGACGGCUACAGGGAUGUUUUUUGAUAAGAAUGUUUACUUAAAAUGUGGAUUUUCUACUCAACCAAUAUACUUAUCACAACUGAUAAUCAACACAAGUGAAUUAAAAAUGUGGGAAAUCGCUUGUUGUGGCAAAAGAUGCAUUCUGAAAGGAGAAAUGGUGACUUUUGCCGCUGAAGACCCAAGAUUAAGGAUUAAUCAACUAAUGUGGUCCACAGAUGGCUCUUGUUUCGCUCUAGAUACAACAGGAAACGUAUUUAAGUACGAUUUUGACACAUACACAAUGAAUAACAUAAUAACCGCCAACCCAAGCCCGAUAACAAUCUCAACAGCAUUCUGCUGGUGGAAAAAUGGUUUACUAGUCCAAGGAUCAGACAAAACCCUCAGACAUUACUUAAAAGACAAAGAAUACAAAUUACACUGGUCCUCAACAAAACAACCCCACUUCACAAAGAUGUACGCCACACCAAAACGCGACCAUCUUGUCGUCAUAACCUCAACUGACGAUUUACUCCUCUACGAAGCCAACACCCACACCUACCCACACUUACGCUCCGACGAAUCAGCAAUCACACACUUCGAAUUAAUCCCACCACAGAAUGAACUCAUCAUUACCCUCGGCAAAAACAUAACCUUAUCACUCUGGGAUACUGCAACAGGUGUAUUAGUACAUUCAGUAACACUAGACAUACCUGCAACCCACCUUGCAUGCAACGCCACCUAUCCAUACGUCACUCUAUCAUUCUCCACUGGAGUAUUAAAACUUUAUGGUGUAAUACGUAAAGUUCUACAACCACUGUGUCAAUUUAACCUUACAAAAUCCCCGAUAGAUGAGGUUAAGUAUUUCGAACAGAAUAAAAUCAUCGCUGCUGUUAGUAAGGAUCAAGGAGAGAUUUUUGUUAUUGAAGGCGUGCCAGGAGGAAAGUUUAAAGUCCUUGCUGGAGUGUUACACGAUGCACAAAUAGCUGAUUAUAUUGUUGUGGGUGGAAGAAGUUGCCUAAAAGUAUUUCUGAUUCCUGUGACAAGUGAUCGAUAUUUAGCAGGAAAUAAAUUGAUAAGAUAUUGUGUGAUAAGACAUCAGGAACCCACGAUGAAGACUUAUCAUCUUGAAAAUAGUGAUAAAUUGUAUACUAACCUAUAUGUCAGUCGACAUCAGACCAAUAGGGAUCGAGUAUUCUAUGCGUCACCGUUUGACAAUAAGAAUCUGCAUGAAUUGGAGGUUAAACGCGGUGAAACACUCGCAAGGAUUAUCAACCGUUUUCGUUCUAAUCACAUGUUAAGGCAUAUUCACUAUGUUUUUGAUUCGCAUUUUGUGUUAUCCUUUGGUUAUGACGGUAUAGUUAUCCUGAGGAAUGUAAAUUGGGAAAUUGAACAUGUGCUUGUGCCACAUCAUCGGUUUGAUGGUGGAAUUAUCUCCACAGCUUACGAUCCGUAUAAUCAUCGAUUAUUUACGCUUGGGAGGGAUGGGCUUUUGAUGUGUAAUGAGUUGCCUGGAUCUGCUAUAUCUAGUAGGACUCAGGCGUUGCUUUAUGCUAAGAAUGAAGAGUUGAUGGAUUUGUUUAAGACUAAUACUAUUGGAUUUAAUCCUAGAGGUAUUUACGAAGGUGUAAAUUGGUUAGACUACAAACGCCUCCUAAAAAUCGACCAGGAACGCUUGCAAUUCAAAGACCAACGCAAACAAAUCAUCGAAAACUUCAACGCAAUCAAAGAAGUCGCCGUAAUCCUCCUAAAUCAUAACCUAGAAGGACCAAAAAACGAGCGCUUAGAACUACAAGAAUUCAAUUUAGAUCUCCAACGUAAAGAAGACUUAACACGUGCUGCCACCUACAACUGUGAAAAACUAAAAAUAUACCUCGAAAAAGUCAUCCUGGAACAAGACAGGAUUAGUUUUGCAAUCAAAAAAAAGUAUUGGGAUCCAAUUGAUGAACCCACAAAGAAUCUCUGGGCGAUUUUCGGUAACUUUGACGUGCAGAGCUAUGCAGUGCUGCCACCUGACAUGGACGAAGCAGAAAAACUUGAAAGGAUACAGGGAUAUCGCGAAAUUGAAACAAUAUGCGCAAAAGAUGACAGUUUUAAGCCUUGGACAUACUUAACAGACCAACAAAAGGAAUCCUUACCAAAUGCAUUUCCAACUCUCCGUGAAGAUAUAACAGCCAUAAAUGUAGAUUUAGACGAAGAUGAAUCCGUAAGUAAUGCAGAAGAUCAAGAAAACGAGUAUGAAACAUACGUAGCAUUUUAUGGAUCAUCUGUACCUCUUUAUAUGAAGUUAGUUGGUGCGCAAUAUGAGCAAGCGGAAGUUCAGACGUUUUUACAACAAGAAUGGAGUUAUACUGUUUCUAUGGAUCAACAACAACAACUCCGGAAUUACUUCAAUAAAGAAUUCGAAUUGUGUGUGCAACAAAAAGUCAAGGAAAUGGGCAAUAUCAUCGAGCGUAACGCCCGUCUGCGUUACAUAAUCGCUGAAAUGAACUAUUUCUCCAUAGAUCAAUGCGAUAUCAACCCAAGAGAUCCUGUUUGGAGGCAGGAUGAACAACCUGAGUUAAUCACAAAAGUUGAGAAUUCCGAGGUAGGCAUCCUUCCUUACAUCUCGCCUAGCGAGCAGGCUUUCCUUGACUCCAAAGCUGCGGAUGAGGAACGCAUUCGAUUAUUGCUACUCGCUGAUGAUUUCAAAGAACGUGCGUUGAUGAAAAUGAUGAAUGGAGUGUUGGAAGUCCGUUGGGAGGAUGAAUUACGCAGAGAAAUACCAAAACCUAAGUGUUUGUUAGAGAAACGUCCUGAGAAUUAUAAUGAAGAAGAUUUGAAGCAGAUUAGAGAAUAUGAGGAGCAAGUUGCCUUCAUGGCGAGUGAAAGGAAACGGUAUAAGACUAUUAUGAUCGCGGAGUAUGCCAAGGUAGGCAACCAGUUACGCGAGGGUGUCAAACGCUUCAAUGAGAGGUUGAAAGAUUUACUCGUGAAGAAAAUACAAAUUGAUUCAGCGUUGACUAAUGAAUUAUUACGCAUGCAUCGAUUGAGAGUUAAAGGAUUGAAGAGGCAAGCCACGAAUGAAGCUGAGAAUAAAGCUGAGUUAGAAAUUGUCAAAAAUGAGAAGAAGACUGAUGAGAUGGCGCAGUUAAUCAGUAGUUUGAAUUCUUAUGAUACUGAUAUGAAGAUAACGCUUGAAACACUCUUGUUAAAGGAGAGAAUUGUUGAGAAAUCAUUCAAAAGAGAAUUUCAGGAUUAUUCUCCAGCGCAGUUUGAAGUGUUAACUAAGCUUUAUAAAAAACGUCCACGAUUGAACUUUAAACUGAUUACUUCCGCGUGUAGUCUGCAGGAAAUCGCAAAAGUAAUCGCCACUAAUUGUGAUCCGAUGUUAUUAUUUGAUGAAUCAUUGGAAUUCAUUAAAAAUCUUGAAUUAAUGGAUAAAUAUGUCGGAAUUCCCAACAUAAUAGAUCAAGCGUUGUUCCAUAACUUGGUUAGGAUCAGAAGAUUAAAGAUUGAGAGUGAAUUGAAGGUUAGGGCAUGUCAAAUGGAGAUAGCUGAAGCUGAAGCAACACUACAAAUGUUCCAUUUGCACCAUUCAAGGUACAAAGAGCGUGGGACACAGUUUCUUUUGAGGUUAGAAGAUGUCCGCCAUGAAAAAGUUCAAAAUCUGUUAAAUAUGGAGCUGCAACUUGUAAUGAAGCAAGCCUAUGUGGAAUUACCUCGUCAAGGAAGUCUUUCUGAUUUUGAAGACGCCAUUUUGGUUAAUCGUAAAGUCGUAGAGGACAUCAACGCCAUUAUUAGGGAGACAGGUUAUAAAAAAGUCAAAGCAAUGCGGAAUGCUUUACAAUUUCGUAAGGAGAUUAUGAUUAAAGAGUGGCAACACAAGAAGAAAAAGAUGGAAAUAGCUGAUCUUGAACACGAAUUAGUUGAUAUAGGAUCCAUUAAGUUAACGAAAGAAAUCCAACAAUUUCUUAAAAUGCGUUCUCGUGGUGAGCAAGAAAAAACUGUCGCGUUUGAACAUGAAUUAGAAUUACUACGAGAGCGUUAUAAUCGGCAAAUAUGUCAACGACACGGAGAAGUUGAUGAUUUAAAGGAAAAAGUUGACGCGUUAAUCGCGGAGAAUAAAAGAUUAAACAGGGAAAUUAUGCUUGUAAAUAUCGAUGUUUGCGAGUCAAGUCUACAAGUAGAUCCGAAUUUAGGCGAAAAAGAAAAGAAAUUUAUCAAUAUGAGAAUUCAAGCAAAUUUAAAGAGAUCUCGAAUGGUGAAUCAAAUACAAAACAACCACAGUGAAAUAAUGAUGUUACAAGCUGAAUUAGAACUGUGUCGAUUAAGAACAGUGCCGAUCUUGGACUAUAAAGUCCAAGAAUGAGUAUUUGACAUUUGGUGCAUUACUGGUUGCCUACGUUAAAGUACAACAUUAGUAUAACACAUGUCAGUUGACGUGAGUGAACCAACAGCAAGAAAAACAUUAAAAAACGUGGAUUUUCAGUGAUUAAGAGUGAAUUAAACACAGUGACAUCAAAAAUUAAAAGUAUAUUUGGUAAAUGCA
Molecule: messenger RNA, 5064 nt
Organism: Dalotia coriaria
Lineage: Eukaryota; Metazoa; Arthropoda; Insecta; Coleoptera; Staphylinidae
Product: cilia- and flagella-associated protein 43
Exons: 14
Coding region: 100-4884 (1594 amino acids)
Biological process (GO): cilium assembly
Cellular component (GO): axoneme
Molecular function (GO): protein binding
Source: RefSeq, a predicted model, not a curated record